AUGUCAGCUUUAAGGUUCCUGUUUCUGACUCUUUUGCUGGCUGUGGACUCCGUUGUCUCUGUUCUGGGACAGACAAUCUACAUCACAGCUGAAGCUGGACAGGACUCAGUCACUCUGCCAUGUAGAGCUGAAAAGGAGAGAGAGAUCCUAGCUGUGGAGUGGAGCAGACCUGAUCUGGGUCCAGAUUAUGUUCUUCUGUUCAGAGAUGGUCACUUUGAGUCAGACGGUCAGCAUCCAUCCUUCAGGAACCGGGUGGAUCUGCAGGACAGAUGGAUGAAGGAUGGAGACGCGUCUCUGAUUCUGAAGGAUGUGAAGAUAAAAGAUACAGGAACAUAUGAGUGUAGAGUCUAUCAGGGAGGAGGCCUGGAGUUUAUGUCCUUCAUCCAUCUGGAAGUUUCUUCCCCUCCAGUGGAGCUGCUGGUCCUGCUGGGAUUGGUGGACGCUCUGGUGUCGGUGUGCAUGUGGUCUCUGUGUCUGUGGCUCCUCUCCCAGAAGCCUUCAGGCUGGCUGGGCUGGACUCUCCUCCAGGAGGGAAGAAUCACAGCUGAAGCUGGACAGGACUCAGUCACUCUGCCAUGUGGAACUGGAAAGGAUAAAAUCCACAUUUCAUUACUGGACUGGAUCAAACCUGGUCUAAACCCAGAUACAGUUUUUUACUACAGAGAUGGUCGCUUUGAGUCAGACCUCCAGCAUCCAUCCUUCAGGAACCGGGUGGAUCUGCAGGACAGACAGAUGAGGGAUGGAGACGUGUCUCUGAUUCUGAAGGAUACAAUCUACAUCAAAGCUGAAGCUGGACAGGACUCAGUCACUCUGCCAUGUGGAGCUGGAAAGGGGAAAACCAUCAGAGCUGUGGAGUGGAUCAGACCUGAUCUGGAUCCAGUUUUUGUUUUUUUGUACAUAGAUGGUCACUUUCAUCCAGAACGCCUGCAUCCGUCCUUUAAGAACCGGGUGGAUCUGCUGAACAGACAGAUGAAGAAUGGAGACGCGUCUCUGAUUCUGAAGGAUGUGAUGAUAAAUUAUAAUGUGACAUUUGUGUGUACGGUCACUCAGGGAGCAGAAGGCCAGAAGAUGAACACCUCCAUCCAUGUUUUCGUUUCUCCCCCAGGUCCCUCUACGUCCACGCCAGCAUCUCCGAGAGACGCCAGCACCCCCUCUGAUGGUCCGAGUGUUGAUGCUGCUGUAGGGGUCAGAACGGCCUCAGAACUGAUGCUCUGUGGUGAUGUCAUCGUAGUCACCGUCCAAUCCCGGCUCAGCCUGGAGGGGCGGGGCCGUCGCCACGGAGACGGGCUGUUUACUUCCUGUAGUCAGAGCAGAGCCAAAGGAAGUAAACAGCCCGUCUCCGUGGCGACGGCCCCGCCCCUCCAGGCUGAGCCGGGAUUGGACGGUGACCACGAUGACGUCACCACAGAGCAUCAGUUCUGA
Molecule: messenger RNA, 1422 nt
Organism: Menidia menidia (Atlantic silverside)
Lineage: Eukaryota; Metazoa; Chordata; Actinopteri; Atheriniformes; Atherinopsidae
Source: the annotation of a GenBank genome assembly